AUGAGGGUGUUUAGAGGCACUCCGAAAACCUUUCGGGUACCAACCUUGGAGCGAGUGACCAUUGGGUGGGUUGGGGUAUUUUGGGGCUGGGGUGGAUCGGGAGGCGGUUGGGAGGUGGCUACAGUGGAUGGUGAUGUGGCUUCAGUAGGCGGAGGGGAAGGUGGCUUUGGUGGGGCUACAGUAGGCCGAGGUAAAGGUGGCGGUGGCGGUGGUGGGUCAGCAGUGUCGGGUGAGGGAGCCGCAACCAGUAGAGGUGUGUUAAUGGGAGCAACGAGUGGCGGUGAAGUAGGAGUGUCCUUGCAUAGAGAGCAAGGAGGAGAAGAGUGGUUGGAAGAUUGGUUAGGUGGGACAGGAGAUGGUAUUGUAGGUGAUGAUUCUGAGUGUGAAAAGGAAGUUGGUUCAUCAAAGGUAGACAAAAAAAGGUUGGCAACAUCAGUAUGGGAUGAGGUAUUAUUAAAGGGAAAAUAUGCCUCAUCAAAUCUAGCAUGGCGUGUGACAUACAUACGUGAUGAAGUUGGAUCAAAACACUUGUAA
Helianthus annuus (common sunflower) is the source of this 534-nucleotide messenger RNA. RefSeq names its product PE-PGRS family protein PE_PGRS5-like. The transcript is spliced from 2 exons. The coding region runs from base 1 to 534 and encodes 177 amino acids. Lineage: Eukaryota; Viridiplantae; Streptophyta; Magnoliopsida; Asterales; Asteraceae. The record is from RefSeq and is a predicted model, not a curated record.